CUGAUUCACACACGCAUCUCACGCACACACAUACUUAUACCAUGCGGCACCAACGGAUCCACCAUACAGACCAUCGCCCCACACACACACAUGGAUCCCACUGUCCGUCUGUAUCCCUCCUGAACGGACACAUUAAUUGCCGGCCAUAAAGCCAUCCGCAAUUCCUCCGAGCCGCUCACACAUGCACCACCAUUUCAGCGGCACACGGCUCGCUGCCUCACUGACGGAAAAACACCAAACACCCGACUCACAAAAUCUGCCGGACUGACCUUCAUUACACCUAAACGAAUGAACAUACGACGAGAAAACCUGACGGCCUGCCUGACAUCAGUCGAUCACAUCACACGUCUUGUUUGUCGAUGCCCUUGACGUCGAUGGCCGGCUUGGGCUCCUUCUUGCCCUCGACCCGCUCGAUGAUCUGCUUCUCGGCCUCCCUUUCCAGGAAUUCGUUGAGCCCUUUCGCCGUGUCGGCAAAGGCAUCACCGAGAUACUGAGCACCGUGGUUCUCGGCCCACUCGGCAGCCGCGCGGUAGAUCUGCUUCUUCUUGACCAACACCUCCAUCGCUGCACCGAUGUGACGAGGACAGAGAGAGAAAGGGCACAUGGAUUGACUGCAGCAGAGAUGGGGUGGGUGUGUCGGUGCCCACUACUUACAGGGAUUGGCCGAGUCGGCGUAGGUGUCGAAUAUCUUCUGCCAGGCGUCGCAGCGGCUCUGCCAGGCCCAGUAGCGACGCCUGGCGCGAUAAGGGUCGCCACUCUCGGCUACUUGGUACUUGUCAGGAUGGGCCGACAUAUCGGCCCACGCCUUGUUCAGCUCUCUCUCAGCUUGUUCGAACCUCUCAAUGGUCUGGGUCCCUGCACCCCACCACACAUGCACAGCCAUCGAUCUCUGCGUCAGUCGCACAUCUGCGGCCGUGUUUGUGUGUCGCUCGAUGACCGACCGUUGGGGUCAACUCGGCGCUGACGAAUUGCGAGGAUGUUGAUGAACAUUUCCCGGCGCCUCUCCAGCCUCUCGCCGAGCCCGAUGGAUGCAAAGUCCGAGUCAGUCCGGUUACGCCAGGCGUCGCCCGCCAUUGCCCAGUAGGUGUCCACCAGAUACCAACACAACGUUGCUGCAUGGACACACACACACAGACAGACAGACUCUCAGACAGACUCUCAGACAGACAGCCACUUUGAGUCUUCUAGCCAUUGGUGUAGAGCUGCUUCAUCAGCAUGUCCUUCAUCGCGUCGUCGCCGUCAGCACCAGCGCGGGCCUUCCAGGGUGGGUAGCCACGGUCGCUGUCACGAUCACCGAAGACCGACUCGACCACUGCAUCACACACAGACACACAGACACACACACAGAGAGAGAGAGAGAGAGAGAUGGACAGUCGCCCCUCAGACACGCACUGGCUGGUGGUCUCUUACGUGCCUCUGGGGAGCCCUCCUUCCCAUAGGGCAUCUCCUGCACACAGCCAUGACCAACACAAACACACAAACACAUCACACACACUCUUUGAACACAGAGGAGAUUCAAUCUUCAUAUUCUUUCUCACCCAUGCUGAGAGAAUCGUCACGUGAUCAGGGCGAUGCCGCCGCAGAUAGCCAUCACGGCGCAGCGGCCGAGGGGCAGGGGCAAGGAAGGCGCUCUUCGCCAGCUGCGACGAAUCAGCGAGAUCUGCGAGGAAGGCGAACAAGUGGAGAGCCGCCACCCACACAAACAUCCUUGGAGAAUGGGAGAUGAGGGACACGCGUUGCGAGCCGAGCUUGCCGAUCGUGCCGUUGCAGCAUUCCGCU
Vitrella brassicaformis is the source of this 1779-nucleotide messenger RNA. Lineage: Eukaryota; Vitrellaceae. The record is from the annotation of a GenBank genome assembly.